This is a messenger RNA of Fusarium venenatum, 1485 nucleotides long. RefSeq names its product Alpha/Beta hydrolase protein. Gene Ontology annotation, biological process: proteolysis. NCBI's taxonomy places the organism in Eukaryota, Fungi, Ascomycota, Sordariomycetes, Hypocreales, Nectriaceae. The record is from RefSeq and is a predicted model, not a curated record. Gene Ontology annotation, molecular function: serine-type carboxypeptidase activity. Gene Ontology annotation, cellular component: fungal-type vacuole.
AUGGGUAUCUUCAAAACAGCGAUUUUGCUCGCUGGUGCUUCACUGAACGUGCUUGCAUCUCAAUUCCCUCUCAAUGACGCGGACUCACUGCAAGCUUCAACCUUCCAGGUCCAUCAGAGCUCCCUGUCCCCGGAGCACUCAAUUCGCAUCAAAGAACAGGUAGAUGACUCUAUAUGCGACGCGCGUGUCAAGCAGUACACAGGGUGGCUUGAUGUCGGAAACCAGCACUUGUUCUUCUGGUACUUUGAGAGCAAGCAUGCUCCAGCCACUGAUCCUCUAGUCUUGUGGUUGACGGGAGGUCCUGGUGGUUCAUCCAUGCUGGGAAUGCUCCAAGAACUCGGCCCUUGUCUCAUUAACGAGCAUGGCAACGGAACAGUCCAUAACCCUUAUGGAUGGAACGCAAAUGCAAACUACAUUUUUGUCGACCAACCUGCUGGUGUUGGAUUUUCCUACCUGGACAAAGACGAGCCGAUUCCUGGCAACUCGUUUGUCGCUGCCGAUAGCAUGCACAAGUUUAUGCAACUAUUCACAACUGAAGUCUUCCCGGAUCUUGCUGGCAGACCGUUCCACAUCUCUGGGGAGAGCUAUGGUGGCCACUACAUCCCUAUUUUGGGAGCUACAAUUGUCGCACAGAACAAUCUCUACCCCAAACGGCCCCAAGUUAACCUAGAGUCUGUACUCAUUGGAAACGGUUACAUCUCACCUCUCGACACCGCCUUUGGAUACUGGGAGACGCUCUGCACAACCAACCCUGGUGUCAGUGAACCUGUGUUCAACAGUACUCGCUGCGACAUCAUGGCUGCCAACCUUCCACGAUGCCUAGAUCUUGCACGUGUAUGCUAUGAGCAUCCCGACCACGCCAUUUGUGGUGCCGCGGCGGAGGUAUGCUGGGAAGGCGUGAUAAAGUGGUACGACGGCGAAUCUGGGUCCGGCGGCAACAGAAACAGAUUUGACAUCAGUGUGCCGUGUGAAUCUGGAGAUGAUCUAUGUUACAAGGAAUCGGCACUCAUCCAAAACUACCUCAACCUGCCGCGAGUGUUCAAAGCUUUGGGUGUUCCAAGCGCGUUGACAAAUUACUCGAUCUACUCCUGGGAAGUAUCAGAAGCCUUUGACCUUGGCAUCGACACAGGUAUCAGCACUCAAUCGCAGGUAUUGUACUUGCUCAACCACGACAUCGAUGUGCUACUAUACCAAGGAAACCUGGACCUCGCAUGCAACACUGCAGGAAAUCUGAGGUGGAGUAAUAGUAUGGAGUGGAAGGGACAGCCAGCUUAUGUUGCUCAACGACCAAAGGCGUGGGGUGCUUGGGGUGAGGAGAUUGGUUGGUACAAGGAGGUCAAGAUCCAGAUGGGUACUUCAGAUAAGAAGACUACCUUCUCGUUUGCAACGGUCGAUGGAGCUGGUCAUAUGGUCCCGCAAGGUAAACCCAAGCAGGCAUUGGAGCUCGUCAACCGCUGGUUAAAGAAGCGUACUUUCGCCGGCUGA